Molecule: messenger RNA, 5391 nt
Organism: Exserohilum turcica Et28A
Lineage: Eukaryota; Fungi; Ascomycota; Dothideomycetes; Pleosporales; Pleosporaceae
Exons: 4
Coding region: 1-5391 (1796 amino acids)
Biological process (GO): fatty acid biosynthetic process
Molecular function (GO): 3-oxoacyl-[acyl-carrier-protein] synthase activity; fatty acid synthase activity; phosphopantetheine binding
Source: RefSeq, a predicted model, not a curated record
AUGGAGGUUGUGUAUUUCAGUAACGAGUUCCCCAAGGAGGACCUGACGGACAUCUUCCGCCAGUUACACAAGCAAAGCAAGAGCACAAAUCACGAGCAUCUUGCCCGCUUUACGAGAGAUGCGACCAGGGCAAUCAAGGAAGAGAUUGAGAAGCUACCGUCGAGCUUGAAAAACCAGAUACCCCCUUUCGAAUCGCUCACCUCUUGGUCGGAACAGAAGGAGCUCCGUGAAGGUGAACUUUGCGGCGCGAUUGAUGGCGUUCUACUGAUCCUCGCUCAACUCUCGGUAUACAUUUGUAAUGCCGAGAACAGCGAAGAGCCAUCGUUUACGCUAGAAGACACACAUCUCGCGGGUCUAGGCGUGGGUUUGCUCUCAGCAGCCGCGAUUGCGCUUGCUCAGGAUGUAACCGAGAUUCCUUUCUAUGGUGCUCAAGCGAUUGCCACUGCCUUUCGCAUGGGAGUUCAUGUACAGGCAGUGUCGAGCUACUUGGAAGCUCGAGAUCUGGAUGAGUCCCCAAAGACAUGGGCGUACGUGGUUCACAACGUUGAUCCUGAACAAACAAAGAAAGAGUUGGACGCAUAUCAAGAAGCAGUACCCAGUUCCGAAACCAGCCGCGUCUUCAUAAGCGCCGUCAGUCGUACGUCGGUCACGAUCAGUGGCCCACCUUCAAGACUUGAGAACUUGUUCAAGAAGGCUACGGCAUUCAGAGAUGCCAAGUCUAUCGCGUUGCCCGUUUACGGAGGCAUUUGCCAUGCUCCACACAUCUACGGGUCACACGACAUCGAAGCUAUCAUUGAACAUGUUGCAGCUUCAACAAGUCAACGAAAGACGCAGAAUGCACCCAAAUUCCCACUCUCGUCUACGAGCUCUGGCACCCCAUACACAGCUUCCAGUGCAGUGGAGCUGUUCAGGUGUGUAGUUGGAGAACUUCUGACGAAAGCGAUCGAGUGGGACAAAGUCAUUGCAAACGAGGUCGAGCAUGCCAAAGAGAACCAGCGAGCCCAAAUCAGACUCUCCUGCUUCGGAAACUCCAUUCCACUGAACGACUUCAGUACUGCUUUGCAGGAUGCCAUCAAGGACGCUUCUAUUUCCCUGAACAACUACAUGUCAGUACUUCGAAAAGACGCCACUGAGGGCACUCCCCGGGGUACAGCACAAUCUAAGCUUGCCAUUGUCGGAAUGUCCUGCAGAUUACCGGGAGGUGCAACCAGUAAUGAGAGGUUUUGGGAAAUUCUCGAAGCAGGUCUCGACGUCUCUCGGCAGAUACCUCCGGAUCGAUUCGACAUCACGACACACUACGACCCAGAGGGUAAAGACCUUAACAAAACAAUGACACAGUAUGGAUGCUUCAUUGAUGAGCCUGGAAUGUUUGACCCAAGCUUUUUCAAUAUGUCACCUCGAGAGGCAAUGGUCGUUGAUCCUCAGAUGCGGUUGUCGCUCAUCACUGCGUAUGAGGCAUUAGAACAAGCAGGAUACGUCGCCAACAGGACUCCAUCAAGCAAGCUCCAGCGUAUCGGAACGUACUACGGUCAGGCAGCUGAUGACUAUCGUGAGGUAAACCAAGGACAAGAAGUCGGAACGUACUAUAUCCCCGGUGGAUGUCGUGCUUUUGGCCCUGGCCGUAUCAACUACUUCUUCAAAUUUGCUGGCCCUAGCUACAGCAUUGACACUGCUUGCUCUUCGGGACUUGCCGCCAUCGAGGUUGCUUGCCAAGCACUAUGGAAUGGAGAGAUUGACAUGGCCGUAACUGGUGGAGUCAACAUUCUCACCAACCCUGAUGGUUUCACUGGCCUCUGCAAGGGCCAUUUCCUUACCAAGGGCCACAAUGCCUGCAAGACUUGGGAUGCAACCGCCGACGGCUACUGCCGUGCCGAUGGUGUAGGAUCUCUUGUCAUCAAAAGGCUAGAAGAUGCACAAGCUGAUAACGACAACAUUCUCGGAGUUGUCCUUGCUGCGGGCACCAACCACUCGGCAGAAGCUGUCUCCAUUACCCAUCCGCAUGCAGGACACCAGGCGUACCUAGCCCGUCAGAUUCUCAGGGACGCGGCUGUAGACCCUCUCGACGUGUCCUACAUUGAGUUGCAUGGCACGGGUACACAAGCUGGUGACUUUGAGGAAAUGAAGGGAGUCCUGGACGUCUAUGCCCCAAACACCUUCCCAAGCCGCCGACCCGAGCAAAAGCUACAUAUUGGAAGUGUCAAGUCCAACGUUGGUCACGGAGAGUCAGUUGCAGGAACGACGGCACUGAUCAAGGUGUUGAUGAUGCUGCAAAAGAACGCCAUUCCUCCACACAUUGGAAUCAAGACCGAGAUCAACCCGCGCCUGCCAAAGGAUCUGGACCAUCGAAACGUUGCCAUACCAUUUUCAAUCACUGAUUGGAAGAAGGAUCCCAAGAAGAAACGACUCGCAGUUGUCAACAACUUCGGAGCUGCUGGGGGUAACACCAUGAUGCUUUUGGAGGAGGCACCUGCGGUUGAGGUAGCACGCGAGCAAGAAACCAGGCCGACCCAUAUUGUCACAGUCUCGGCAAAGACCAAGACCUCUCUCCGCGGUAACAUCGAACGUCUCCUUACCUAUCUUGACAGAAACCCCGAUGUCGCGGUGUCAGAUCUCGCCUACACAACCACUGCGCGCAAAUACCACCACACACACAGGGUCGCGAUCAGCGCUACGGAUAUCGCUUCGGUCAAAAAGCAGUUGACUGCGCAGUUGACAAAGAUUGAUUCUUUGAAGCCCCUUAACAAGGCCAAUCCACCAUCGGUCGCGUUUGUUUUCACCGGUCAGGGCGCCUCAUACCAGUCCAUGGAUCUUGAACUAUACCACGAUGCACCAGUCUUCCGAGAGCACAUCCACUACCUCGAUAGACUAGCUCAAGCCCAGGGCUUCCCAUCAUUCAUUCCAGCUGUCGACGGUUCUCAUCCACGGGACUAUGAACAUCCACCAGUUAUCACGCAACUGGCGCUGGUUUGUCUAGAAAUCGCACUGGCUCACUACUGGUCUUUCUUGGGCGUCAAGCCUGACGUUGUCAUGGGCCAUUCCCUCGGUGAAUACGCAGCUAUGCAUGUCGCUGGAGUCAUCAGCGCAAACGACGCCAUCUACAUGGUCGGUUCCAGAGCACUAAUGCUCCAGAAGUCAUGCAAAGCAGGCAGCCAUUGUAUGAUGGCAGUCCGAGCAUCUCUGGAAUCCGUUUCUACUGCUGCAAACGGCAAGCCAUACACUGUGGCCUGUAUCAACGGCCCAUCCGACACGGUUCUUAGUGGCACCAAGGCACAGAUGGACGACAUCGCCGUAGACCUUGAAGCGGCCGGAUACCGCUGCAUCAAACUCAACGUUGCAUUUGCAUUCCACUCGGAACAGGUCGACCCGAUCCUUGAUGAGUUUGAAGCAAUCAGCAAGAGCGGCGUCGUUUUCCACGAACCCAAGCUGCCUGUGAUCUCUCCUCUGCUUGGCAAGGCAAUCUUUGAUGGGCGAUCAUUGAAUGCCGGUUAUGUGCGGAAAGCCACGCGCGAGACAGUAGACUUCCUUGCUGCCACCAGGAAUGCAUUGGAUGUGUCGAUCAUCAGUGAUGAAACUGUGUGGAUGGAGAUGGGCCCUCACCCGGUCUGCGUUGGAUUCAUCAAGUCGAUCUUGCCGUCUACCAAGGCUGCUGUUUCGUCCUUGCGCCGUGGAGACAACAACUGGAAGACCAUCUCUGAGAGCGCAGCAGCUAUUCACCUCCAUGGCGUGGAUGUGGACUGGAAUGAGUUCCACCGUCCCUUCGUGGGUGCGGUGCAGCUUCUAGAUCUACCGACAUAUGCCUGGGAUGAGAAGAACUACUGGCUUCAGUACAAUGGCGACUGGUGCUUGACCAAAGGCAACAACUACUAUGAGAAGAAGGUUGAGGCUGCAGAGCCUGCAGUCGGCAGUGCUCAAAAGUACGAGUCUCUGAGUUCGUUGGUGCAGAACAUCAUUGCGGUAAAUGUGGACGGAGAUCAGGCUACCGUGAUCAUGCAAUCCGACCUGAUGCAGAAGGACUUCUUGGCUGCCGCCCAUGGACAUCAGAUGAAUGACUGUGGCGUUGUGACAUCAUCAAUCCAUGCAGAUAUUGCUUACACUCUGGGAGAAUACCUCUACCGCAAGUUCUACCCAGGAGCAAAGCGAGUCAACAUGAACAUUACAAAUCUGCACGUGACCUCGGCCCUGAUUGCCAAAAAGCACUCCAUGGACACGCCACAGUUGAUUCAAGUCACUGCAAGCACAGACGACAUCACCAGUGGUGUGGUGGACUUGACAUGGCAAAACGUCCAAGAAGAUGGAAGCUGUUUGGAUCCAUUUGCAACAGCUCAUCUUGAGUUUGGGCAAGCGGAUGUUUGGCUAGAGUCCUGGAGCCCCAUGGCUCAUUUGGUCCAGCAUCGCAUUGAAUCACUGGAACAGCUCGCUGCAGAGGGCAAGGCCAACCGCUUGUCACGCAACAUGGCUUACACUCUUUUCGCAAAGAACCUCGUCGAUUACGCCGACAAGUACCGAGGCAUGCAGUCCGUUGUCAUGCAUGACCUCGAAGCAUUUGCCGACGUAAAGCUCAGCGAGAAGGUGGACAGUGGAACCUACACGGUACCUCCAUACUUCAUUGACAGUGUGGCUCAUCUUGCAGGCUUUAUCAUGAACUGCUCCGACAGCAUCGACACAAACAACAACUACUGUGUCACGUCUGGUUGGAAGAGCAUGCGAUUUGCCGAGCCUUUGACUCCAGGAGCAAGAUUCCGGUCCUAUGUCAAGAUGAUACCCACCAAAGAGGACCCAUCCACCUACUUGGGUGAUGUGUACAUCAUGAGACCUGAUGACAAUUCCAUUGUUGGAAUGGUAGGAGGUAUUCAUUUCCGCCGCUUCCCGCGCAUCCUGCUCAACCGGUUCUUCACUGCUCCGCAGCCCUCCAAAGCAGCCGGUCAACAAGCCAAGUCAGCUCCUGCAGCAAUCAAGCCAACUCCGGUUGCGGCCAAGCCUGCACAACCAAGAGCGAAGACUACCCAGGCAAGUCAAAGCAAGCCCCUGCCCGCUAAGCAGGAGGUGUGGAAAGAAGAGCCUGAGUCUUCGUCAAGUGAGAGUGAACACAGCCACUCGGAAGCUUCAGUCAACACUUCCACGACUAGCAUUGAUGUUCCCGCCACUUCGGCUCCCCCAAGCAACAGCACAGUCACUAAAGCUCUCGAGCUGAUUUCGCAGGAAACCGCGAUUGAUAUCGCUGAACUGACUGAUGAUGCUGAAUUCGCUAACCUAGGCAUCGAUAGUCUGAUGUCUUUGGUGCUGUCUGAAAAGUUCCAGAAGGAACUCAAUGUCAAGGUGAAUGGUAGCUUGUUCUUGGAUUACCCGACUAUCGGUGAUCUGCGCGAGUGGCUAGAGAAGUACUACAGCUAG